This is a messenger RNA of Oncorhynchus masou masou (cherry salmon), 3570 nucleotides long. RefSeq names its product zinc finger protein 583-like. Gene Ontology annotation, cellular component: nucleus. The coding region runs from base 1 to 1608 and encodes 535 amino acids. The record is from RefSeq and is a predicted model, not a curated record. Gene Ontology annotation, molecular function: DNA-binding transcription factor activity, RNA polymerase II-specific; RNA polymerase II transcription regulatory region sequence-specific DNA binding. Lineage: Eukaryota; Metazoa; Chordata; Actinopteri; Salmoniformes; Salmonidae. Gene Ontology annotation, biological process: regulation of transcription by RNA polymerase II; urogenital system development; embryo development. The transcript has 3 exons.
AUGGCUAACGUGAACAGUAUGGUUUUUCACACUCAAAUAGCCUCCAUCAUGGAGGUGCUAGCGAAUGCAGCCGUGGCAGAGAUCUGUAAAGUCGUAGACGACGACUAUGCAGUGUUUCGUUUGGAAAUAACGCAAAGCCAGAAAGAAAACAGGGCAUUGCGGAGGAAACUACAGCUACUAGAAUUGAAGGUGUCACGGGAGCGCGCAGAGAGGACAUUGCGGGAGCGCGUCCUCGCCAUUUCCAGUAGUGUCAAGAUCCUCGACCGAUACAGAGGAAUGACAAGAGGCGAAGGACAUCUCACUGGAGGACACAGGAGCUUUGUGAAGCCAACGGGACACAAUAUAUGGAGAGAUGACCAACCAAUCACUGUUGAUGAGGGGAAUGGAACCUCAUCCCAGCACGUUAUGGUGAUGGAGUCUGCAGAUGCAGAGGCUGCAGGUCCUGGGGUCAAGCAGGAGAAGACUGAAGGAGAGGAGGAACCAUGGCACAGCCGUAACAUCCAGACUGGCGCUCCCCCUGUUGCCACGGAAGACCCCACCACUGCCACAGUGCUACCUAUGACCCGACGCAGCAUCACGGAGGUCAGUGGAACGCCAAACGCCGUCCUCAAGUCAGAGACAGACACCAAGACUUUAACGGGGCUGGGCUGUCCUGCUCCCCACUCAGAAUAUUUCCAGUACGGUAACCCGAGGACGGUUCUGUCCCAUCAGGACUCAGGUGACACGUUACAGACUGGCAAUGAUCCGUCCUGUUCAUACACAACAGAAAUGAUACCUGGUGACAUGCCUGUGGGCUUAGAUACACAGACUAAUCCAAUGAGACGGAACUGGAACCAGUACAGUAGUAGUGUAUACUCUGGACGGUGCCAAGAUAAGAAAGGGGAGGGUCUGGUCGUAGAUGAGAUGACUGUGAAAGUGGAGGGCGACGUUCCUGUGACAUGGAAUGCAGACGAGACUCACUUCGGAGAAGGACACUCGCAUGGCAGCUCCAGUGACUUCUUAGACUACAGGGAAAGCAUAGAGACAAAUUUAAAUGUCUCGACCCACUCCCCUUUACACCCAGUGUCCAUGUCGAUGGGGCCUUCCGAUUCACAAGGCUGCAUCCUUUUAGAUCAGGUAUUGAACUCAAACAACCAAACGGCCAAGGUGUGGGGAGAGGGAGCAACAACAGGCGGUAAAGAAAAGCAGUUCUUUUGCAUGUUCUGUAACAAAGGCUUCAGCUGCCCACAGAAGGUGGAGAUCCACCAGAGGGUCCACACAGGGGUGAAACCCUUCAGCUGUACCCAGUGUCAUAUGCGCUUUGCCCAUGCUGGCAACCUGAAGAGGCACCAGCGGUUCCACACAGGGGUAAAACCCUUCAAAUGUACCCAGUGUCACAUGUGCUUCACCCAGGCUGGUGACCUGAAGAGACACGAGAGGGUCCACACAGGGGAGAAACCCUACAGCUGCCCCCAGUGUGAGAAGAGGUUCUCCCGUCAGGACCAGCUGAAGAUGCACUUGAAAGUCCACACGGGAGAGAAGCCAUUUGCCUGUACACACUGUGGGAAGAGGUUCUCAGAGAGGACCUACCUCAGGAUGCACCAGCAAAAACACCAUUCAACUCUAUAACAUAGAAAGUAACCAUUCCACUCGAUAGCUUCUGACAUUAAGAUCAAAACCUGCAUUAAAGACUAAGAUGAAUGGUCAUUGUUGUCAGCAGAAAAGAUCCACAGAUACAUUUGGAAUAAAGAGAGUAACAGUUUUAAGUGUUGAAUAUUCCUGGGUAGAAUUUUGCAUCCAGUCAUUGUGUGACAUGCACUGCUCAAAAAAAUAAAGGGAACACUUAAACAACACAAUGUAACUCCAAGUCAAUCACACUUCUGUGAAAUCAAACUGUCCACUUAGGAAGCAACACUGACAAUAAAUUUCAUAUGCUGUUGUGCAAAUGAAAUAGACAACAGGUGGAAAUUAUAGGCAAUUAGCAAGACACCCGCAAUAAAGGAGUGGUUCUGCAGGUGGGGACCACAGACCACUUCUCAGUUCCUAUUCUUCCUAGCUGAUGUUUUGGUCACUUUUUUUUCACUCUAGUGGUAGCAUGAGACGGAGUCUACAAGCCACACAAGUGGCUCAGGUAGUGCAGCUCAUCCAGGAUGGCACAUCAAUGCAAGCUGUGGCAAGAAGGUUUGCUGUGUCUGUCAGCGUAGUGUCCAGAGCAUGGAGGCGCUACCAGGAGACAGGCCAGUACAUCAGGAGAUGUGGAGGAGGCCGUAGGAGGGCAACAACCCGGCAGCAGGACCGCACCUCCACCUUUGUGCAAGGAGGAGCAGGAGGAGCACUGCCAGAGCCCUGCAAAAUGACCUCCAGCAGGCCACAAAUGUGCAUGUGUCUGCUCAAACGGUCAGAAACAGACUCCAUGAGGGUGGUAUGAGGGCCAGACGUCCACAGGUGGGGGUUGUGCUUACAGCCCAACACUGUGCAGGACGUUUUUCAUUUGCCAGAGAACACCAAGAUUCGCAAAUUCGCCACUGGCGCCCUGUGCUCUUCACAGAUGAAAGCAGGUUCACACUGAGCACAUGUGACAGACGUGACAGUCUGGAUACGCCGUGGAGAACGUUCUGCUGCCUGCAACAUCCUCCAGCAUGACCGGUUUGGCGGUGGGUCAGUCAUGGUGUGGGGUGGCAUUUCUUUGGGGGGCCGCACAGCCCUCCAUGUGCUCGUCAGAGGUAGCCUGACUGCCAUUAGGUAUCGAAAUGAGAUCUUCAGAUCCCUUGUGAGACCAUAUGCUGGUGCGGUUGGCCCUGGGUUCCUCCUAAUGCAAGACAAUGCUAGACCUCAUGUGGCUGGAGUGUGUCAGCAGUUCCUGCAAGAGGAAGGCAUUGAUGCUAUGGACGGGCCCGCCCGUUUCCCAGACCUGAAUCCAUUUGAGCACAUCUGGGACAUCAUGUCUCGCUCCAUCCACCAACGCACGUUGCACCUCAGACUGUCCAGGAGUUGGCGGAUGCUUUAGUCCAGGUCUGGGAGGAGAUCCCUCAGGAGACCAUCCGCCACCUCAUCAGGAGCAUGCCCAGGUGUUGUAGGGAGGUCAUACAGGCACGUGGAGGCCACACACACUACUGUACCUAAUUUUGACUUGUAUUAAGGACAUUACAUUAGUUGGAUCAGCCUGUAGUGUGGUUUUUCACUUUAAUUUUGAGUGUGGCUCCAAAUCCAGACCUCCAUGGGUUGAUAAAUUUGAUUUCCAUUGAUCAUUUUUGUGUGAUUUUGUUGUCAGCACAUUCAACUAUGUAAAGAAAAAAGUAUUUAAUAAGAAUAUUUCAUUCAUUCAGAUCUAGGAUGUGUUAUUUUAGUGUUCCCUUUAUUUUUUUGAGCAGUGUAUAAGGCAUAAAUAAGCCUACAAAAGUCUAACAUAUUGUGGUUGUAUUUUGUAGGCUAUAUGAUGUUCACACAUUUUCCCAAGACAUUUUUAAUGAGGAAAUUCAAAUUAUAUUCAUCAACUUCAUGCAGAUUUGUAGUUGAGACAUGUGUAUGUGUAGUUUUCAUAUGGUGUGUUUAAAACUUGUUUGUUUAAUAAACACAAAAUGGGACUUUUCA